AGCGUUUACGGUAAUUCGUUUGCUCACCACCACGUCCGAACUGCUCAGUAUAACAAUGCUAAGUACAUCGCUGGUCUAUUGAAGUUGUGCGGUUUGGACAGUCCAAAUUGGCACCGAAUACGAGUUUUGUUGUCUGUGUCAGCCUUGAAAUGUCAAUAGUCCGUACAAUGUUGAAGUGUGACUCUUUUCAGGUGCGGUUAACCUCCAUUAUGGAAAUAUUAGCAAAGGCAGCGGUUGUACAAAUCGAAAAACUCCUUGAGGAAAACUGCGCUGUUCUGCGCUUGGAAAUGUACAGGUGUCAAAUUGAGAAUGAAAAGCUCAGAAGGAAGAUCCGACUGAUGGAAUGCGAUCUGGUGACGGCGCCGGGGUCUGGAGAAGCAGCAGGUGUAAAUGAGCUGUACUCAGAUAAUGGACAGUCUCCCCCUUCAGAGAGAGUCUUUGGGCAGGAGUGCAGCUUCAGUCCGAGGAGAGAUGGAGAACCUGCAGAUUUGGAAGAGUCUGCAAACGUGGAUCAGUUCAGGACUGAACCAGUUCUUAUCAAGCAGGAGAGACUGGAAGAGGACUCGUGUUACAGUGACCCACAGCCCACACCUGUAGAAGAGGAACGGGUAGCACAGCCCACACCUGUAGAAGAUGGGAAGAAACCAGACACAGAGCCCACACCUGUAGGAGAUCCAGAGGAGCUGAGUGAGAAGCACAGGUGUGGACACGGUGAUGAGGAGCUCAGUGGACUGGAGUUUGUGGGGAAGGCAGAGCAAGAGGGAGAGCAUGUAGCCCAGAGACUCAAUCAGACAGGAUGUGAACACAGUGCAGGAAGACUCAACAACCUGGGCUCUGAGUAUGUAAUGUAUGAGAGAGACAGUCAGCUAUGGACUUCCUUUACCCAAGAGGACAGUGACCUAGAGACUGAUGAUCCGGUGUGUUCUAAUGCUACAGAACAUUGCUCACAGAAUCUGUCAAUUCACACACAGCUACAACAUGCUCCUGCCACCAUGGAAGUCUCUGGAAACACACUGCCCUCUUUUGGGGCUUCAUAUGUUGAGGAGUUUGAUCAGAUGGGUGAGAAGCCGUCUGCUUGCAGUGAGGAGCUCAGAUCAGAGGCCAUUCACACACAGCAGGGUCAGUACAGAGAGAGACUUGUGCACACAGUGGAGAGAGAGAAUCAGACAUUACUGCCCCAGCAGCAGCAACAUGGACCCUCAGUAAAACACACGAGAGGCAGUGAGAGCCCAGCCCAGCCACACUCAGGCUCUCAGUAUGAGACCAGCUCUACUCUGAGUACCAGGGCUUUCAACACUGGGAAGAAGGGCAAGACUCCAAGGAGGACCGAUUUCAGAGAGAAACUGUUCAGUUGUGCACACUGUGGGAAGAGUUUUGAUCGCUACAGUCACCUUAAGUUACACCAGAGAAGUCACACGGGGGAGAAGCCAUACAGCUGCCCUCACUGCGGAAAGCGAUUCAGUCUGAGGUGCAAUCUUGGCACACACCAGCGAAUUCACACCGGGGAGAAACCGUUCUGUUGUGCACACUGCGGGAUGUGUUUUGCCCAGAAAUCGAGUCUAAAAACACACCAGAGAAUUCAUACAGGAGAGAGACCGUUUACCUGCAGCCAGUGUGGGAAGAGUUUCACUCAGUCAAGUAGCCUUAAAACGCACCAGAGAGUUCACAGCAAAAGUGGACUAAUUUGAUUCAUACACUUCAGCUUUUGCAUAAAAAAAAACACUGUGCUUGUAAACUCCUGUUGUCUCUAACCUGUGGUCCGUUCUGGAAAGCGGGUUUAGCAAGUUAUCUGACGUGUCACUUAGCAGGUGAACUUUAUUUGAUUAUGCUCUAUAAAAGAGGGUUGGAAAAUGGUUUCACCGUAAAAAUAGGCUACAGUUGUGUGUGCUGCAGAUCAAUAUGGGAAUCUAUUCUCCAGGCUUUACAUUGUGAAAAAUUAUAAUUAAGACUAUGAUUAGAUGCUCUUAUUUCUGAAUGAGAGAGAAUAUCUUUGUGGACAUCAUCUUUUUUUUUGACAUCAUCUUCCUUGCUUGUGCUACUGCUGAGGUAUGCUUAUACAGUGCAGUUUGUUAAUAUUUGGACAGUGACACAUUUUUUUGUUGUUUUGACUCUAUACUCCAGCAAACAAACAGUAAAGUAAAACAAUCGCUGUGUGGUUAAACUGCAGACAAAAUUAGACAUCCAUAUUUGGUGAACCAUGUGGUAAUUACAGCCCUUUUUAUAUGUAGUCCUCUCUAAUUCCUAUAGGACCGAAAGUGAUUGCACAAUUGCCUCAACUUAAAGCUGAAAAAUCUGCACUUGUAUGCCGUAAUGAUGGUCUCUUGUUCUGGGACAUUUUUCCUGUGUGUGAUUGGAAAUGGCAUCUUUUAAAAUUGGAAAUGGCUUUUAAUCGUCAUGAUUGGGCUUAAAUGGUUCAGCACGGUUGGGCUACCCGAGCUGGAGUGAGCUUUAUCGGCUGAUUUGGAAUCCGCUGUUGUGGAGCAGAGAAAUCGGGACAUGCCGCAUCUAGCUGAAGCAAACCAGACUAGUUUAUCUUCAUCAUCUUGAGCCUGCUUUCUGGAACGGACCCCUGGAUUACAGAGUUAUCUGGAUAACUGCACCGAGUAAAACCUGGAACCCCCCCCAGACCUGGAACAUGGACUGAAGUAAAAAGAGCUGUUCCGGGUAUUAUUCAGUGCAGUUAUCCAGCUAGCUGCAAUCCCCCAAGAUUACAGAGUUAACCGGAUAACUAACUGCUUUGUGGUAUACACCCCAGUUUAAACUCUUCCAGGUGUGUACAUUUAAUUACUGGAGUCGACCGCAGCUCACUCUAACCGGCAAGACUGGAAUGCCUCCUUUCUUGUUUAUUUCACCCUUACAGUGGAAGUGUAAAAUAAAGUCAGUUAAACACGAAUUUACAGGCAAGAAACAAAUACUAAAAAAAAAAACUCUAAAUAACAUAUUUAUAUUGUCAAAAAUGUAGCACUUAUUUUUAUUUAAACUCCCAAGCAGCUUAUAAAAUCCUCUUUGAGGCCAAAAUAUUCUGGUGAUUCCAAUAUUUUGGCUUGAAUCUUGUGCGUAGCAUAGACACGUUUGCCUACUUUGUCACUUUGUUGUUUUACGCGACAGCUGCUUGAACAAUCUUUGGAUCUGCAGGCCGGAAUAGCAUGUGACCACCAGUCCCCGUCUGUGGGUGUACAACUGAAGACUAAUACUGUUAUUAAUGUUAACAUAUGUGUCAAUAAACUUUUUAUUUUUU
Messenger RNA from Conger conger (European conger), 3238 nucleotides. Its product is annotated as zinc finger protein 235-like. Gene Ontology annotation, molecular function: RNA polymerase II cis-regulatory region sequence-specific DNA binding; DNA-binding transcription factor activity, RNA polymerase II-specific. Gene Ontology annotation, biological process: regulation of transcription by RNA polymerase II. The record is from RefSeq and is a predicted model, not a curated record. Bases 150 to 1688 code for a protein of 512 amino acids. The transcript is spliced from 3 exons. NCBI's taxonomy places the organism in Eukaryota, Metazoa, Chordata, Actinopteri, Anguilliformes, Congridae.